AAGGGCAUAGUUUCCAUAAUUUCAGGCAUUAAAUAGAUAAAGAAAUUAAGUGUACUUAUCAUACCAUAUCAUUUACUCCCUCCGUUCCAUAUUGAUUACCAUAUAACUUUUUCACCAAGACAAAAAAAAGUAUUAACUUUCCUAUAUUUCAUUUAAUGUGAGUAUGUGGUAGGGAAAAAUCAAGAAACAUGCACACUUUAACUCCUCUUAGGCCCCAUACAUAAGAGCAGGUCCAAUUAUAAACACAUUUCGAUGAGAUAAAACAGAAGAGAGAAGAGCAGUGGGCUAUAGAUUUGUAGCCAGCUGUAGCACAGACUCCAAGAUACAUGUAUGUAUGACAGGUGCGACCAAGUAUAAAUUGUGUAGUGAUGUUUAUAGGAGUAUAUGAAUUUCCUACUAAAUUGACUAUAGAUGAUUUGAAGUCAGUGGUUGACUAUACUAUUAAACUUGCUCUAAGAAACGAUAGCUUUACUACCUCGAAUUCCUACAUACAUGCAUGCAUACUCAAUUUUCAUGCUUAAAUGCAAUAAUAUUACACGUCAAACGAAGGGGCUAUGAUAACAUGAUGAUCAAUUUAAAAAAUUCAAUUUGUGUUAAAUGAUGAUCAAUAUGAAACGGAUGGAGUAUUUCAUAGGCAAAGCCGCGUCUAUUUUUUAGUUCUUUCUUUCCCAUGGUGCUUCUUUUUUUCAAGACAUUUCUCUUUCUCUAUAUUCUUUUAGAUAUCUCAUCCCAGCCAAUUCUGCAUUCCUAUGAGCACGUACACCAAGCUCGAACUGGGAAAAUACUAAUGGUUGGUUGAUCUGGUAAUAGAAUAGUUUGGUGUACUUCUGUUUGGUGAUGACUUGAGCAGAUAAGCAAAGGAUACUUGUCCAUCCUUCCAAAAAUCCACUGCUGCCUGUGCACCUGCUUCGCAUGGUUGAGCAAGUUAUCUCCAAUUCAGAGGUUUGCAAGGCUGCAAGCAUAAGAAACUUCUAUUUUAACAUAAAUCAAAAUUUAAACAUGAUAAGAGGUCAUCAAUAGAACAAUAAAGUAAUACAUCAAGCAAUUUUCUGAAUAAACUAUAGAGCAAAAGUAUACCUGCAACUGCAGCUUCUUCAUAAAGCAAGGUACUAGUACCACUCCUUCACAGCUUGAGCCAGAAGGGCCCUUGUCAGGUAUUCAGAUUUCAGGUGUAGUGAAUUACUUGCAAGAAACAUGGCUGGUCAUUAUAAAGAGUGUUCAUGAAUUCUAGGCAUGCCAUGGCAGGAAACAAUAGCCUUCUUGCCAUGGACUCCAAGCUCUCCAUGCUCUUCUUGUUGCUAGGCUUUGUGGCAUGUUCUGCCACUGCUAGUCACCAUGAUCCUUCCGUUGUCGGAUACUCGCAGGAGGAUCUUGCAUUGCCAAAUAAGCUUGUUGGUCUCUUCACAUCAUGGUCAGUAAAACAUAGCAAGAUCUAUGCAAGCCCAAAGGAGAAGGUCAAGAGGUAUGAGAUCUUCAAGCGAAACCUGAGGCACAUUGUGGAGACGAACAGGAGAAAUGGCAGCUAUUGGCUCGGCUUAAAUCAUUUUGCUGACAUUGCACAUGAAGAAUUCAAGGCCAGUUACCUGGGACUGAAGCCAGGGUUAGCAAGAAGGGAUGCUCAGCCACAUGGUUCAACAACAUUCAGGUACGCGAACGCCGUUAACUUGCCCUGGGCAGUGGACUGGAGGAAGAAGGGAGCAGUGACACCGGUCAAGAACCAAGGAGAAUGUGGAAGUUGCUGGGCUUUUUCAACGGUGGCAGCUGUUGAGGGGAUAAACCAGAUUGUGACCGGCAAGUUGGUAUCACUAUCAGAGCAGGAACUGAUGGACUGCGACAACACCUUCAAUCAUGGCUGUCGAGGUGGGCUGAUGGACUUCGCCUUCGCAUACAUAAUGGGGAACCAGGGGAUCUACACAGAGGAAGACUACCCAUACCUCAUGGAAGAAGGCUACUGCAGAGAAAAGCAGCCUCAUUCCAAAGUCAUCACCAUAACCGGCUACGAGGAUGUCCCGGCGAACAGCGAGACAAGCCUACUGAAGGCACUGGCUCAUCAGCCUGUCAGUGUGGGGAUAGCAGCUGGGAGCAGAGACUUUCAGUUCUACAAAGGGGGGAUCUUUGAUGGGGAAUGUGGCAUUCAACCGGAUCAUGCACUGACGGCCGUGGGCUACGGCUCGUACUACGGCCAGGACUACAUCAUCAUGAAGAACUCGUGGGGCAAGAACUGGGGAGAGCAAGGGUAUUUCAGGAUCAGGAGGGGCACCGGCAAGCCGGAGGGAGUCUGUGACAUAUACAAGAUUGCUUCUUACCCAACCAAAAACGUCACUGGCUGGGGUUCAUAGCUAGUUUUGUAGGCGAUCUUGUAAUCCAUUUGUCUCUGACAAGAAAGAACCGGCCUAAGCAACGCUGUGCAAUUCCUGGAUGCUUCGGAGUGGAGCUCUUAAGCAGCACAGCAAUGGUUUAUUAUAUAAUGACAGCUUGGGUUUUUAAGCAAAAUGGUCCCAUGGUCUAGUGGUCAGGACAUUGGACUCUGAAUCCAGUAACCCGAGUUCAAAUCUCGGUGGGACCUUGAUAUAUUCUUUUA
Oryza sativa Japonica Group (Japanese rice) is the source of this 2581-nucleotide messenger RNA. RefSeq names its product cysteine protease XCP2. NCBI's taxonomy places the organism in Eukaryota, Viridiplantae, Streptophyta, Magnoliopsida, Poales, Poaceae. Gene Ontology annotation, molecular function: cysteine-type endopeptidase activity. The record is from RefSeq and is a predicted model, not a curated record. Gene Ontology annotation, cellular component: lysosome.